AUGAGUAACAUUUGUAGGGAGGUCAUCACGCUUCAGCUGGGACAUUAUUCCAACUUUGUGGGCACCCAUUGGUGGAAUUUACAGGAUGCAUCUCUUUCAUACGACCCUGAUAUUCCACCUGGAGAACUCCAGAGUGACGUCUUGUUUCGUGAAGGCCAAACUCUUGGUGGGAACAUCACCUACACACCACGCCUCAUUGCCAUGGAUCUCAAAGGAAGCCUGCAGACUCUUCGGCAAGAGGGAAGUCUGUAUGAUACCGGCGAAGACACGUCUACGCUUACCUGGGAUGGAGGCCUGAUGAUCCAUGAAGAGAGUCCCCCUCCCAAAAACUCAUUUCUUGAAGAUCUGGAGAAGUUAGACUGUGGAGACAUCCUGACCGAGGCGGACUUUUCUUCCAGCUCCCGAACUCACCGCGACAGUAAGUACGCCAAAACGUACCCGCGAUGCAAUUUUGAUCCUUAAACAUUCGCCCGAAUCGCAGAUUCUUUAAGGGUAGACACCGUUAAUCAUCAGCUCGCUCGAGUCCAGAAAAAAUACAGACUAGAGGGCAGCGUCAAAGUCUGGUCAGACUUCUUGCGGAUCCACUUGCACCCGCGUACUAUCUCGGUGAUCCACCGGUACAACCAUGACGGAGAGGCAGAUCGACUGGAGGCUUUUGGCCAGGGAGAAGCACUUCUGCAGGGUUCAGUGCUGGAGGAGCUGGAUGAUAAACUGCAUUUUUUUGUGGAGGAGUGCGACUACUUUCAGGGCUUCCAAUUGCUUUGUGACCUUGCCGACGGCUUUGCGGGUCUGGGUUCAAAGGUCACCGAGAUGCUACAGGACGCAUACGGCGGUCGAGGUAUCCUCACAUAUGGGACAGUGCCCAUAAGUCACCCAAAUUCAACUCCAAUUAAGGACGUCUACCACCUGUUAAACUGCGCAUUAGGGAUGGUCCACAUGGCCAAUCACAGCUCCUUCUUCUGCCCACUGACGCUACGAAGCGGACUCGGGCUGCGAUCAACGUCUCCUAUCAGCUUCCCUUACCUCAACUACGACCCGUCACUUUGGUACCACUCCAGUUCCGUCCUGUCCUUGGCUCUGGACACUCUCACGGCGCCAUACAGACUGAGGAAUAACUGCGUCCCCAUGUGGCAGCUAGCCGACUCGCUAGCUAGCUCGGGUAGAAAGGUGGUGACUGCUUACGGUGCCGUCCCGUUUCCCAUACUGCCCGGCAACUCACUCCCCGAUACCCUUAGCGCUCAUGCUACCUCGUUGCCUUGGAAACCACUAUCAACUUGCGCCAUAGCGACCGACGGGCGAUGCUACGGACAGUGGGUGACGCUCAAAGGCUUGGAAGGACAAAAACUCACAAGUUCUGUUGCUCAAGAAACAGAAAUGCCAUCGCCUCUUUACAACCUUCACUCCGGAGAAGACGUGCUAGCAGCUUAUGUGACGUCAUUCUAUCCUACAGCUCCUUUGGCUGUGCAGUUGGUGUCCAGUCCCAGUAAAGUGACGCCACCGUUCCCUCAAAUAUUUAGUCCAUUCCUCGCUGAUCAAGCUCCAAUGACCCCACCAGUCAUCACGUCCCUCCAAUCCGGACCCGCUAUGGACCCGUGGCUGUCCGAGUUGCACCGUAGCGUUAGCGCGUUGGACAUCCGCCGCCUGGCGCCCAGUUUUCUUUCCCAGGGCCCCGAAAUGGCAGACUACAUCGAGGCUUUGGAGCAAUUGCGGCAGUUGGCUCGGAAGUACCGGGACGACAGCGGCGGGAUGACGAGAUCGUCUUCUGAAGAGGAUGACGAGGAUUGA
Messenger RNA from Nerophis lumbriciformis (worm pipefish), 1785 nucleotides. Lineage: Eukaryota; Metazoa; Chordata; Actinopteri; Syngnathiformes; Syngnathidae. The record is from RefSeq and is a predicted model, not a curated record.